GAUACCUGCUAUUCUGUGGAAUUAUUUUUUUGACGAGUCUGGUGGGUCUGUGACUUGGGACACUACAAAAGUGUGCAUGUAAUCGUUUUUAUUUAAGAUGUUAUCUGAAGGGCAAACGUUCAUAGCAUUAACAUAGGCCUAUUGCUUAGUGUUUUGCACGUCCGUUUCUCUUAAGCCUAGACAGGUUUUAGGCUUGUUUUUCUUGUUCUGCCAAAAGUAUAUUACCUUUCCAGAUACACAGCCAGUUAACAAGUCGUGAGAAAGGAAUACCACCAUUGGCACCCGGAAAUGCUUCACUUUUCUCGGCUUCCCAAGUCAAAGCUAUCAGUGAGCAAAAUUGGAAUGUGAUUAUUCAAAGCCCAUCGACAAUUAAGCCUGGCUCUGAAAAGAUACUGUAGACACAGCAGCGGACGACCAUUGGGCGUUAACAGGUUGAAAGAUGGCCAACCAGAGUGAGGUGAUUGACAGGUUGAGGGCAACAUUCCGGUCAGGCAUGACCAUUCCAGAGCAGUUCCGAAUGAAUCAGCUCCAAAAGCUUCUCUCUCUGGUGGAAGAGAAUGAACAGCUGAUAAUAGAUGCGCUCCACAAGGACCUCCAUAAGCCCAAGUUUGAGUCAGUCCUGUCAGAGAUUCAAAUAACACUGAAUGACCUGUACUUCGCCAUUGAAAACCUCAGGACCUGGAUGCAGCCCGAAUACAACAUUGGCAAGAAUCUGGCCACGAGGAUGGAUGAAUGUUUUAUACGCAGGGAACCAUUGGGGGUAGUUUUAAUCAUUGGGGCAUGGAACUACCCUCUCCAUCUUAUUCUCUUACCCUUGGUUGCUGCAAUUGCUGCAGGAAACUGUGUCAUCCUGAAGCCGUCAGAGAUCUGUCAGGCCACUGAGCAACUCUUGGCAGAACUCAUCCCCAAAUACCUAUCCCAGGACUGCUACGCUGUGCUAUGUGGUGGAGCAGAGGAAACAAAGUCAUUACUGAAGAAUCGGUUUGACCACAUCUUCUACACAGGUUCCCAAGCAGUGGCCCGCUCAAUCCUGCUAGCAGCAGCACCCCACCUGACCCCUGUGACCUUGGAGCUGGGAGGCAAGAGCCCCUGCUUCAUCUACGGCCGCAUCGACAUACAGAAGGCUGCCAGACGCCUGUGCUGGUCCAAGUUCUUUAACACCGGCCAGAGCUGCGUGGCGCCCGACUACGUCCUCUGCACUGUAGAGACCCGAGACGCUUUGCUUCCUGCUAUCCAGGAGACCCUACUGAGCUUCUAUGGGUCAGACCCAGGGGAGGGCCCGGACAUGGGCCGCAUUGUCACCCUGCGCCACUGGAGACGUCUGGUUGACAUGCUGAGGAAGUCAAAGGGGAAAGUAGUGAUUGGAGGGGACAGCCGUGAAGAGGACAAGUACAUCGCUCCCACAGUUUUGGUGGACGUGCCAGAGGCUGAUUCUCUGAUGCAGGAGGAGAUUUUCGGACCCAUCCUGCCUAUCCUGACCAUCGAGUCUCUGGAGGAGGGUAUAGACUACAUCAACCGCCAAGAGAAACCCCUGGCCCUCUACGUGUUCUCAGACGAGUCCUCUGUGGUGUCCACAGUGUUGAACAACACCAGCAGUGGAGGUUUCUGCGGGAACGACGGUAUCGUUCACAUGGCUCUGCCAGGCCUGCCCUUCGGAGGUGUAGGGGCAAGUGGUAUGGGCAGCUACCACGGUCGCUGGGGCUUUGAGACGUUCAGCCACAGGCGGAGCUGUAUGAACCGGAGCUGGUUGCUGGAGAUGGUCAACGUCCUGCGCUACCCACCCUACAGCGAAUACAACCUGGGCUGGUUACGCUGGGCCACCACCCUGAAGAAGGGCAGCUGGGGAGGCUGCACAGUCAUGUGAGAAUGACACUGUUCAUUCCACCAAACAAAACCGCUACUUAGACGUUUUGCCUUACAGAACGGGAUGGAAAGAUAGUUGUCCAAUAGUAAAUUGGUUUUAGGAAACUAUUCUCAGUGAAAUUCUUUUGUUUGGCGGAAUGCUGUGUGUGAUUGCACACCCAGAGCCAAAUGUACUUUUCGCAAAACAACACCUUUGCAUUCACUGACAUUGACCAGCUUGCGACCAGACACUUUACCCUCAGAAGUACUGAUUUAAAGGGUAGUUUUAUAGUUCUUUGCAUUGCGGUCAACACUGUAUUAUCACUGACAACGUGUUUACUUCUAGUUGGAAGACACAUUUUGGACCAUGCAUUGCUACUUUGCUGCAUGUUUUUAUACACUAACCUGGGGUAUAAUCAAAAGAAGUUACUAAAUACUUAGUUUUGCUACAACAACAAUAGUUUCUAUGGGACAAGUAGUCCCCUCCCUAUGUCUUUUGCUUCUGUUUAAAAAACAUUUUAGAAACUAUUUGCAAAAUGAAUAGACCCCUUGACUGAGUUUAACACUUUAUAUAUAAAUGUUAUUGUUACUGUUCUGAAACCUGUCUGGUGGUGUGUUGUAUAUUUCAUGGACACGGCACAUUUUAGUUGCUCUGCUUGGUUACUUGAAAAGAAUGCUGUUUAGAUUGACUCAACAGAAAGGCACUGAGAGAAGAGGGAAGGUGCUACUUGGGGUUCUGGUUUAACAGGGUUAUUCACAGGCCAAUAGUCUCCUUUCCCUUGUCUGCUUUCUUUCAUCUACACUGAUCUGGAGAAACGAAAAGGUAAAAGUAGUGUUGUAGAUGCCAAUGGCUGUAACAUAUCUAGUUAUGUGAAAUCUUUGGCGGUAAAGGGGAGUCUACUGGGAUCCACCUAGAAUGCGGUUUCCAAGCACGUCUCCAUAUGCUGCAUCAGUGGUCUAGAUUAGCUUCCUCAACUCGUCUUGCGUUGACUCAUCCCUUCUUAACAGAUCAGUACAAGGAUAUGAGGAAGACAUUUGAGACUUUACCUAUCGUUUUACUGGACUGCUUGGCUACCAUGGUUUGGAGAGCCCAGAGGGUUUUUAGAUGUUGCACAAUACCCCGUAUAUUAAACAUGUUCCUCACACCAUAACUGGGUAUUGUUACAGAUGCUUUAUGUAUUUGUCUAUGGAUGUGUGGGUCACAGAACACAGGAUAAUCUUCAUCUUUUUGUACUUUGUCAGGUUGUUUGUUAAUUUGAUAAAUUAUAUGUACAUAAGACUUCAAUAAAUCAUACUUUACAUAA
Messenger RNA from Esox lucius (northern pike), 3146 nucleotides. It is a transcript of the gene aldh3b1, whose product is annotated as aldehyde dehydrogenase 3 family, member B1. The transcript has 10 exons. NCBI's taxonomy places the organism in Eukaryota, Metazoa, Chordata, Actinopteri, Esociformes, Esocidae. Gene Ontology annotation, biological process: aldehyde metabolic process. Gene Ontology annotation, cellular component: cytoplasm. Gene Ontology annotation, molecular function: aldehyde dehydrogenase (NAD+) activity. The record is from RefSeq and is a predicted model, not a curated record. Bases 440 to 1864 code for a protein of 474 amino acids.